AACACCGCGGAAGCUGAGGAAGAAGACGGAGGCCUCAGAGCAGCAUCAACAAGAGUCACAUAGAAAAGCUUUAGUGAGGCUGAGACGUGGGGGUUUUUUUCACAGAGAAAACAGACAUUUAACUUUUUAUUUUUUUUGCUUGAAUCUAGGGCUAUAAAUAAGCGCGAAGUUUAGCACAAUGAAGAAAGUGAUAGUGGCGCCGGUGCUUCUCAGUUUUCUGCUCUCAGAAGUGUUUUCGGUUCAGGUGACAGUGCCUCAGACGCAGUACAGCACAGGCCUCUUUGUCUCUGUCACACUGCGCUGUGACUAUUCCACUUCAGCUAACCUUCAGAGUGUACUGGUCACCUGGCUCUACAAGUCUUUCUGUAAAGACCCUGUGCUGGACUACUACUCCACAGCCUACCAGUCAGCUCUGCAGCUAGGUCAGGACCCAUCCAACGACUGCCCAGAUUCCCAGCGCACCAUCCGGACCGUGGCUCAGAAAUCCGGUGGCAACGAGCCCUCACUGGGUCCAGAAUACAGCGGGCGCCGAAUCACCAUCCAGAACAAGGCAGACCUGGUGAUCACAGACGUGAUGUGGUGGGACAAUGGUGUCUACGUGUGCUCUGUUGAUGCUGCUGGAGAUACAAGUGGAUAUCCGAACAAAGAUGUCAAGCUCAUUGUUUACAAUUGGCUGACUGUACUCUUCAUAAUCAUUGGGGCCCUCCUCCUUAUCAUGCUCUUUUGUAUUUGCUGCUGCCAGUGUUGCCCUCAGAAAUGUUGCUGUUAUGUCCGCUGCCCAUGCUGCCCAGAAACCUGCUGCUGCCCUGAGAAAAUGGUGAUGCAGCACAGGAUGAUGAAGGAGGCCCAGAAGGCAAUGAGUUCCUGGGCUGGUGGACAGCCAAUCUACGCACCUCUGAGCUCUCAAAACUCGACUUACCAAAUGAACCCCAUGUUGUAUGCAGGUUCAGCAUCCGGAAAGAUCCCCAUGAGCCCCAUUCCUCCCAUGCCCCUCCCACCUCCUGUUCAUCCUGGUCUAGUAGCCAGCCCUAUGCCUGGCCACAUGCUUGGCCACAUGCCUGGCCACAUGCCUGUUGCUAUGCCUGGACCUAUGCCACCACCCAGCAUGAACGGAAGGGACAGUGCCAACAAAGUGCUGGAUUACCUGGAGAACCAGGUGAGGGACAUGGAUGUCACCAGCCCCAUGAUCCCACCUCCGCCUGUGCACAUGGUCCAAAAUGUGCCCUUUUCUGCUGGCCCACCUAGCAUGCUUUCUGGGUUGGAAGAUGGCCCUUCCUCCCGCCGGCACCACCCGGCACACUCCAGUGGCUCAUCCAACUACAAUCGCCACCGCCAACCACCUCCAUCUAGACGUGGCAUGACACGCAGUUACAGUCAGGAGGACGUGCUGGAUACCCGGAGUCAAAUGUCUUAUCGGCCGCGCUCACGAUCCAGAGAGGACCUGCUGGAGAGCAGUCGAGGAUAUUGGGACUCUGCCAGUGAAGACAAUAGCAGGAGAGGAGGUGGCUCUAGAGGUGGAGCCCGGGGUGGACCCAGAGGCGGAGCCCGGUUUGACCACCCACCCACCUACAGCGAGUAUGAGCCAGGCCAGAAACCAACAAGGCGGCCCGAACGCUACUCUGAUAAGAGCUCAGUGGGUGGUACGAGUAUAGUAAUCUGAAGCCUGUCUGCCUUCCACCAUUAUGGAGACUAUCCUGAAAGGAAGUGCCAAGGACAGGACUCCAUAGUGAAUACUAUUUGAAGGUUUUUAUAUUUUUGAAGAAAUGUUAGAUUGGGCAUGACCAACACUGACCUAGUUCUAAAACUUCUUAGGAAUUUUAGUAUGUAAAAGAUGUUAAGAGUUUUUGUUUUGUUUUCUUUUAAUGAGUUGAGCCAGUUUUAUGUAAUUAAAAGCAUCUGAGCCCUUUUGCCAAUUUUAUCUCAUGUGGACCUUGCUGUAUUUCAAGGCAACGUAAAAGUCAGUGGCCUGAAGCCCAACUUUAGAGAUUUUAUGAACACAUUUUUUUAAGAACAUGAAGCAGUUGCUCAUUUUCUCGACCAUGAUGUAAUGCUUCUUCACCAGGUGUACUGUAUAUUAUGGAAUGUUAAAAUUUAUAUAUAUAAAAGGGCACAUCGUUUUUUUUUAACAUCAAUGUAUGAAUCUUUUGUGUGUAUAUAUGUAUAUUAAAUGUAUUUAUACUUGAAAGCAAUUUCUUUUAAAAUGCCUCAAAAGCACAACGUACGUGAAUAAAUUACGUUUGAGAGCCACUUAGCUUCAACAAACACAGUUAGAUUAUAGAAAUGUUUUUCUUUGGUUAACCUACUGAAGUGAAAUGAAGGUGUAGUGAACCUGUUUGGUAAAUGCUUGGGUAUCUGUUCUUUACCUGUGUUUUUUUAAAGCGUUGUGUUCUUUACGUGUGUGAACGUUUUUGUUUUAUUUUUUAAUUCUUAAUGAAAUCAUAGUUUGUACAUAAUAGAGAUGAUUUAUCUGAGAUAAGCCGAACAAAGAAUGUUAAAAAUGAAGAAAAAAAAGUUUGAAGUUAAAAUUCUCAACAGAAGAAUGACUUAACAUGGAUGUGGUGGAAGGAUGCAUUUGUGAUUUACUUUGUCAUAUAAUAAAACAAACAUGUAUAAAAGAAAUAAAUAAUUGCCAUUAAA
Neoarius graeffei (lesser salmon catfish) is the source of this 2637-nucleotide messenger RNA. It is a transcript of the gene ildr1a, whose product is annotated as immunoglobulin-like domain containing receptor 1a. Gene Ontology annotation, cellular component: plasma membrane. The coding region runs from base 179 to 1660 and encodes 493 amino acids. Gene Ontology annotation, molecular function: high-density lipoprotein particle receptor activity. The transcript is spliced from 8 exons. Lineage: Eukaryota; Metazoa; Chordata; Actinopteri; Siluriformes; Ariidae. The record is from RefSeq and is a predicted model, not a curated record.